AUGGUGCCACUGCCCGCGCAGGGCCACCUCAACCAACUCCUCCACCUCUCCCACCUCAUCUCCUUCUACAGCAUCCCUGUCCACUUCGCUGGCACCACCACCCACAACCGCCAGGCUAAGGUUCGAGUCCACGGCUGGGACCCUUCAGCCGCCACCAAUAUGCAUUUCCAUGACUUCCCAACGCCUCCAUUUCACAACCCUCCACCUGAUCCCAACGCCACAACCAAAUUUCCCUCACAAAUCCUUCCAUCAUUCCAUGCAUCCAUGGAACUCCGCCACCCCAUUUUCUCCGUGGUAGAAACUCUCUCAAAAAAAGCCAGAAUAGUAAUUAUAAUUUAUGAUUACUUAAUGGCUUAUGUUGUUCAAGACAUGCAUUCCAUACCAAAUGUUGAGUCCUAUUGUUUUCAGAGUAUAUCAGCUUUUUCUUUAUACUCAUUUUACUGGGAAGGUGUGGGAAAACCUGAAGUGAAAAAUGAAGCAGAAAUUCUUAAAGAAGUUCCUUCCAUGGAAGGGUGCUUUGUCCCAGAACUAUCAGAAUUUUCAAAGUUGCAGCAGGAGGCAAAGAAAUUCCAUUCUGGGGACUUGUACAAUACAAAAAGGAUAAUAGAAGGUUUCUACCUUGAUUUACUUGAAAAAGAAAAGGUUUCAGGAACAGACAAAAUCUGGGCCAUUGGCCCAUUCAAUCCUGUGGUGAUUCCAGAAAGGAAAAAUUCCAACAGCCGCAGUCAUGAAUGCUUACAGUGGCUUGACAAACAAGCUUCAAAUACUGUGAUAUUUGUUUCAUUUGGCUCAACAUCUUCACUAUCUCAUGAACAAAUCAAAGAGUUGGCAUUAGGUUUGGAAAACAGUGGAAAAAAUUGA
Fraxinus pennsylvanica is the source of this 861-nucleotide messenger RNA. Lineage: Eukaryota; Viridiplantae; Streptophyta; Magnoliopsida; Lamiales; Oleaceae. The record is from the annotation of a GenBank genome assembly.